Messenger RNA from Penicillium chermesinum, 1434 nucleotides. RefSeq lists its product as uncharacterized. The record is from RefSeq and is a predicted model, not a curated record. Lineage: Eukaryota; Fungi; Ascomycota; Eurotiomycetes; Eurotiales; Aspergillaceae. Bases 1 to 1434 code for a protein of 477 amino acids. The transcript has 2 exons.
AUGGACCCGCAGAUGUGUUACGACGAUGUUGCAUGGGAACAAUCCGACGAUGUCUCCGACAAUUGGUUGCUUCAAUUUCUUGAUAUCGACGUCAAGAGACCGAUUGCGAAAUUUAUCCUGAAGCAUGAUUCCGGUGACGACCCCGAGUUUACAAUUCUUCGAAAGGGGUCUUUCAAUAUCACAUUACAAAUGAAGUACACAUACAGCGCGACCAACAUUCGCUUUUCACAACCUGGGGCUAUUCUUUUUCCCGAGGAAAAGGUUCAGAACGAAGUUGCCGUGAUGCGAUAUAUCUCGGACCAGACAUCAAUCCCAGUUCCAUUUGUUCUUCACUCGGGUACACGGGAGGAGAGCCCCCCUCAAUCUGAGCCCUUUUAUUAUGAUGAGCCAUAUGGAACAUACAACAACCAUCGAGGAAUCCUUGACCCAAAUAUUGAGGAAGAUCAACUUGAAUUGCUAUAUACACAACUAGCAAAGAUCUUGCUUCAGCUUGCUCAGCCAGAAUUCCCCAAAAUAGGGUCCCUUGGUCAGAUAGAUGAUUUUUCCUGGGAAGUGACUCGCCGGCCAUUGUCAAUGAAUAUGAAUGAGCUUGUCCGUUUAGGGACUCUACCUCGAUCAAAACUCCCACCCCUAGAUGCCACUUUCAAGACAGCAUCUUCAUAUAUUGAAGCCCUGGCACAGCUCAACAUCCAACAUUUACUGCAUCAAAGGAAUGAUGCGGUACAGUCUGCAGAUGACUGUCGCCGGAAGUUUGUUGCAAGACAGCUGUUUUAUACGCUUGCCAGGGACAAGAAACUAUUCUUACCAAGUUUUGAGAAUGGUCCAUUCAAACUGUGGUGUGAUGAUUUCCGGCCAGCCAAUGUUCUUCUCAAUGAAGAUAUGCAUAUUGCAGGUGUGGUGGACUGGGAGUUUACAUAUGCAGCACCGGUGGAGUUUUCAUACGCGCCACCAUGGUGGCUUCUUAUCGAGAAGCCCGAAUAUUGGUCCGAAGGUAUAGAGGACUGGGCCCGAGUAUUCGAUCGCCGCCUAAAGACGUUCCUCACAGCAAUGAGGCAUUGUGAAGAUAUAGGCGCCCAGUACAGCCAGUAUCGGCUCUCGGAUCAGAUGCAGCGGAGCUGGGAGAGCGGAGACUUUUGGGUGGUGUAUGCAAUUCUGCACAGCUUUGCGUUUGAUGCGAUCUACUGGCAGAAAAUCGACCAGCGGUUCUUUGGGCCUACGGAGACCGACGAUCCCAGCGAGGCAUGGAAAGAGCGGUUGGAUCUGCUGGAUGAAAACCAAAAGGUUGAGAUGGAACGGCUAGUGACGAGAAAGCUUAAGGAGAUGGAAGACAGGGUUUUGGCGUGGGACCCGGAUGAGUAUACUGAAUCAUUUCGCCAGAGGUUGAUGAGAAGGAGAGAAGAAAAAGUAAAUGAGGCCAAGGAAUCUCACCACUGA